CUGUCUGUCGUUACGCGCAUAGAAAUACAGUCUUUAUAAAUAUGGCGUCAGUAGUUCUUAGGCAGUGUCUAUUGCAUUCACAAUUGCUGAAAGUUCCACCUGUAGCAGAUUGUUCUUUAUUUCGAUGGGCUUCAAAGAAGGCAGGUAGUUCCAGCAGGAACCGGAAGAGACAUGGCCGACCCAAGCAUCGAGGAUGGAGAGUUCAAGAUGGUAGUUUUGUUCAAGCUGGGACAAUCUUAGCAACACAGCGUACAUUGAGAUUCCAUCCUGGCUUAAAUGUUGGAUUUGGAAGGGAUGGUACUUUGUUUGCUAUUGAAUCUGGAAAAGUAAUGGUUACUUGUGAGAAAGUGGAUCUAAAUUGGGAACACGUCUGGGUCAAGAAGCAUUAUGAAGGAAGAAACAGUCAAACGUUUUACAAGAAAUAUUUUAAUGUUAUACAAGAGCCUCAGCAUACUCGUUUCAAGCUUAUUGACAGUAUAUGAAAAGAUUAGUUUAAUCUGUAGUAUGAAGAUGUUUUUGUUAAUAUUAUCAAUAACUAGUGUGUGGAUAAUACUUGACAUUUUUACACAUGUGUAUGACAUGAAUUUAAUGAGUAAACAGUAUCCAUGUGUUUACCCUUUGUUGUGUAUUUCACCUCCUGAUUUAUGCCAAAAAUAUAAAUUUUCUUAACUUCCAUUCCAUGAUAUGGAUGUGGGGAAUGUCAGCUUCCAUCAAGACCUGCUAUUCACAAUAAAUUGUAGGUCCCCUGGGCGUGAUCAUCAUAAUUCUGCUAACAUUAUCAGGGGCAUGGAGAACCAACUUGUGCCCUAAGGCAGAUAGCUUUUUCAGCUUCCUUCCCUGUCCACAAAAAAAUUAAAAGUGUAAUGGGAUGUAGUAUUAACCGCAUCAGAUGCAACAGCACCAUUAUAUCAUGUUUAUCUCAUGAAAUAAAUUUUACAAAAUCAUGUUACAAUUUGUUCAGUAGGAAAUGGGUAGUAAUAUGUACAAAAACUUGAGAAAUAAAUAUAUUUUAAAAUGAGAA
Zootermopsis nevadensis is the source of this 1021-nucleotide messenger RNA. It is a transcript of the gene mRpL27, whose product is annotated as mitochondrial ribosomal protein L27. Gene Ontology annotation, cellular component: mitochondrial large ribosomal subunit; ribosome. Gene Ontology annotation, biological process: translation. Gene Ontology annotation, molecular function: structural constituent of ribosome. The record is from RefSeq and is a predicted model, not a curated record. NCBI's taxonomy places the organism in Eukaryota, Metazoa, Arthropoda, Insecta, Blattodea, Termopsidae.